AUGCCAGGCAAGGACGCGCCUCCAGCUGAGAACAGCAACCCGUCGAUCCCGGCGUCACCGGAGCGGGAGCGGGACAAGUGGGACAUCUCUCGCAUCAGCAAACACUGGGCAAUCGACCCGGAGCUGCGGCGGAGUCUCCCGGCGCUCGCUCGCGCCAAACGAUCCGAGAACGAGUCAGCUAGCAACAAGUUCCUGCGUCUGAGCAAGCUUCCACUGCCUGCGUCGCCUCAAUCCGAUUCUCUAUUGCUGAACUUGGCAACUCCAAUUCGCGGUGGCCGCAGCGUCUCGCAACGGGCCGUCACCGUCAACGCUGAGACCAAGGCCAAGUACUUCGGCAAAGCUGCGAAGACCGACUGCUACGCCAUUUUCCGGCAACUCGCAACGCAGAAAUACUUCUCGGUCGAGCCUCUGAGCGAGUUUCUGGCGGAACAGGAGAUAAAUAGGCCCCUGCACGGCGCGCGGGACGAAGACAACAAUCCGGCCGUGCCCAGUUUGUCCACUGAGGGUAUCAACAACGGUGAUAGCUCCCACAGGCAGCAUAUAGGCAGCUCGCUGUCGCAUUCGAGUCAACGAAAUGGAGUCGGCAGUGUGUUGAGCGGCGAUCCGUUCACUGCGCGGCACAAAUUUUCCUCGUUGUGUCUCGAGCGCGACCUGCCACCGUGCAUCCGACUCGUCAUACGCCAGUACUUCUCUCCAGAAAUCAACGUCUCGCACAUGGCCAUAGGCGACGAUCUCGCGUGCGUAUUCGCUGCCUGUUUGUUGGAUUUGCCCAUGGUUACAGGCCUAAACGCGCGCAACAAUCGCCUCCGGGACCGAGGACUGCAAGCUCUCGUGGAUGUGGUCGUGACCAAGUCGGAUCUGUAUCAUCUCGAUCUAUCGGAAAACAAAGUGGACAGCCAUGCUGCCCACGCACUUGCAUCGUAUUUGGGGUCGUCGUCCUGUAGACUACAGACCCUUCGCCUUGCCAGCGCUGAUGUAGAUGACGACGAGCUUGUCCCCUUCGCGCGAGCGCUACACUCCAACAAAUCUCUUCAAACGCUGGACGUGUCACGAAACUCUGUGGGUAGCAGCGAGCAUUUGAACGUUGUUCGACCCUCAGUCACCACGGGCGGCGAGGCUCUAGCCACAAUGCUCAGCAUCAACAGUACGCUCACGUCUCUCGAUCUGUCGUGGAAUUACCUGCGACUUGCAGGUGCUGUGGAUAUCGGGAAGGCGCUGGCCUACAACUCGGGGCUACGCGAGUUGAACCUGGCGUAUAACGCAUUCGGCAACGCAGGAGCGCAGGCUGUAGGCGACGCGCUUCUAUCAAACACCACGUUACAGCGCCUGAACAUGAGUCACAACAAUAUCCCGGCUCAAGGAGCGCUUGCGAUCGCGAGCGCGCUCAAGAUCAAUAUCGCUCUACCGCUCACAGAACUGAUGUUCGGUGGUAACCCGCUCGGUAGUAUGGGCGGCCGAGCGUUAAUACACGCUGCUGCCGCGUGUGCAGACAAGAAGAAGCUGUCGGUGUCCCUCGAAGGGUGUAACUUUGACGCGUCCGGAGACGGUGACGGGUCCUUCGACCCAGCAGAUCCCACCGGAAGCUACGACCUGAACAUGGAGAUUCCGUACGAGCGCGCUGUUGCGCUGGAGCUGCUACGCGUUGCGAAUACGAAGCAGGGCUGCAAGUUCCUGUCUAUCGUCCACACUUCAUCGAUCAACAAGCAGCGCCGCAACAUCCGCGUUGAGCUGCGAGAGACUCAAGAGGGUCUCGAAGCGAGACGAAAGUUGCUUAAAACCGCUGGCAUUUUGACCGAUGUGCAAGCCCCCAGUGCUCGUGAAUUGAUAUCACGGCGACUGGACCGAGCGUCACUUAAAGAGCUCUUCCAUGAGCUAGACAAGGACAACUCGGGGUUUAUCGAUGAGAGGGAACUUCGCGUUGGCAUGCGAAAGCUGGGGCUGCAGUUCCGCGACGACGAUGUACCGCGCUAUGUUGCGCUGUACGAUUUGGAUGGUACUGGUACGAUUGAGAUCGACGAGUUUGUGGAGCUAAUGGAGAGCUUCAACCUGGACGAAAUUGACGGUGGCUUCUCGCGCGAGUGCGUAGAUGUGGAGACUAAUCUACCAUUCGAGAUUCCUGCUGAGGGUCGAUUGCAGCUCGAUUUCGUAGAUCUGCACGUGUCGUUGGGUAACGAUAGCGCUCAGUCAGACGCAAGUGUGGAGCGCCUCAUUGAGAACAUAUCGUCGAGUAAGAACAAGACCCAAAUGUUGUUUAUGGCCAAGACUGGUCUCGUGUUCAAAGCCCACGAGGCUCAGCUGCUCCUCGAAGCAGUACGCGACGUGUGCGAUCCCUCCCAGGCCGUUAUGGCGCUACUACCUCAUAUGGUGGACCCUCGCAAUGCGUACACUCUGAUGGAGCACAACCUCAGCUCCUCUGAUCGACUGCGCGUACAGCAUCUUAUGGGUCAGGCGCUUCAGCCCAUGCUCGGUCUGGCUUCGGGACACUAUCGUAUUGAUCUGAGCAACGAUAUGGACCGGAUAACACUACGCAAGCUCGUGGAGAACAGUAAUCGGACUGCGUUCCUACGCAAGAAAGGAGGCAUGAAGGACACGAGCCAGCACAUCAACUACCACGGCUUCCGAAACGAAGUGCUUCAUGGUAAAUCCUUCGUUCUGGAGCCCAAAUUCCUGGAUACCGCGCCAAAAUUCGGCUACUUGGAGCUCGACUACGUUCAGAUCGGACGCGCGCCAGGCCACCCACUCUCGACCAAGCGCUUCGAGCAAAUGCUUCAGCUGUGUCAGCUCGAUCGCAUGGGCCCAGGAAUGGGGAAAACAUUCGACGAGUACGAAAAGAUGCACACACUGAGGAACUACAUUGAGUACGGAGCCGGCUUAACUCGGUCCAUUGAACUAACGCCUCUACCUGGCGAGGAUGCCACUCCCCGCGUGGCUACACCUGCAAUCCCUGUAGCUCCGAACGUCUGCACUGCGCGUCGACUAUUAUUCAACAUUCAGUGGUGCUUAUCCACGCGUUGGAUCACAGUACAGCAGGGUAUCAGGCUGCUGAGUGUGUGGCCUGCAGCUUUUUCGACCUCCCGCUGCGACUUGGUCUGCACCAUCUUCGAUCGAGUCACGGAUCUACACAACUUCAGUGGCGUCUUGUCCGCCCUCACUGAUGAAGAAGCUGCUCAGGCGCUGUAUCGUUUGGGGAUGCUGAAUGUGUUGACCCCACUAUGGCCCGAUAAUUACUACGAGCUUGCUCUCGCGCGCUACGAGGAGCGGGAGGUGGCCAAGGCGCUAGUGCGACUCGCCAUCGAUGAACCGGGUGAGAACUGGCAGAGGGAAACUUUCGGCUGGAGUCGAGACGAGAAAAUCCCAGGCUGGGAGCUCAACUACUCGUGGCUCAAGGACGGCGGGUUCCCUGAGAAGGGCUACCUCAGUCUUGAGUACUAUUCGGGCGCCGACAAAGGCUGUGGCCCGGUGUGGCCAACGCGCCGCGAGCUGGCAGCUUAUACCCUAUGCGGAUUGCCAGAUAAUAUCGACGCGUUCGAGAUGCAGAUCGACUCGCUCAGUAUGCGGAACUUGGUGCAACGACAACAGUAG
Phytophthora sojae is the source of this 3582-nucleotide messenger RNA. RefSeq lists its product as hypothetical. Gene Ontology annotation, molecular function: calcium ion binding; protein binding. The transcript is spliced from 3 exons. The record is from RefSeq and is a predicted model, not a curated record. The coding region runs from base 1 to 3582 and encodes 1193 amino acids. NCBI's taxonomy places the organism in Eukaryota, Oomycota, Peronosporomycetes, Peronosporales, Peronosporaceae.